This is a messenger RNA of Nicotiana attenuata, 1197 nucleotides long. RefSeq lists its product as uncharacterized. The coding region runs from base 1 to 1197 and encodes 398 amino acids. The record is from RefSeq and is a predicted model, not a curated record. The transcript has a single exon. Lineage: Eukaryota; Viridiplantae; Streptophyta; Magnoliopsida; Solanales; Solanaceae.
AUGGGCGUAAUUGGACCCAUCGCUCCCCACCAUAUGCAUCCCGAUUCGCAUGGAUUUCAAGCAAAUGCUAGAUGUGAAUAUCAUUCCGGUGCCCCAGGGCAUAGCACCGAUGACUGUUGGACUCUGAAAAGAGCCAUAGAGAGACUCAUUUCCGAAAAACUGAUUGUAGUGACGAAUGGCGAGGACCCUCCUAACGUGACAAAUAAUCCGUUGCCAGCACACAAUGAUGUUCAUUUUGUUGGAAUGAUUGGCCGAGACCAAGAAUACAAGCCGGUCGGUCGAGCAGAAAUGACAGUGGGUGCAAUUCAAGAAGGAGCAGGUAUGGAAGUAAGUCCCAGCCGAGACGUGCCAUUGAUUGUUAAAGGCGCCCAGAACUCAAAUAAGGCAACUUUAUUUGUUCCAAAGAUCUCGAGGUUGGAAGUUCACUCUAGUGUUCCAAGCCCAAGGUUAUAUGUACUUGGAGGCCAUCCCAACAAAAGGGAGAAGCAGGGAGGUACGAAAGGUAUAACAGAACCGAUCGUAAUCAAACCUGCCAUGCAACUCCCCGUAACCAACACAAAAACCACUCCUUGGAACUACAACAAAACGGUGAUGACCUACAAAGGCAGGGAAAUCAUAGAGGAAGUGGGGGAAACUGGAGGUUUUACUCGAUCAGGGAGAUGUUACUCCCCAGAAGAGUUGAGGAAGGCCAAGCAAAUUAGAGAAGGCCAUUUGCCAAUAAAGAAGCCAGUCACUGAAGCAGAUGCGGAGGAGUUUUUGAAAAAGAUGAAAGUUCAGGAUUACUCAAUCAUCGAUCAACUAAGAAAGACUCCUGCUCAAAUCUCUCUACUAUCUCUUCUCCUACAUUCCAAAGAGCAUGCCCGUGUACUAAUCAAGGUCCUUAACGAGGCACAUAUCUCAGAGGAAACCACAGUGAACCAGUUAGAGAAGAUGGCCAACAGAUUUUUUGAGGUGAACAGAAUCUCCUUUACUGAUGAUGAACUUCCCGAGGAGGGAGCCGGGCACAAUAGGGCUUUGAACUUGAUGGUCAAAUGUGAGGGUCAUUAUGUGAAGCGAGUCAUGGUUGAUGGAGGCUCAAAUGUAGAUGUAUGCCCUCUCUCUACCUUGCAAAGCAUGAAGAUCGAUACAGACAGAAUCCGACCCAGCAGUGUUCGCAUCCGAGCUUUUGAUGGCUCAGCAAGAGAUACCAUUGGGUAG